Messenger RNA from Amoebophrya sp. A120, 723 nucleotides. The record is from the annotation of a GenBank genome assembly. Lineage: Eukaryota; Dinophyceae; Syndiniales; Amoebophryaceae.
CACGUGUUGCUAGUUUUAACAUUCCGGAAGAAGUAGACUUGUCUUCCAACGUUAGUGGGAGGAUCAGGAUCAUGAACACAACUUCUAGUACGACCGCAAGAAGUGCUAGUACACCAACAUCAGCUUCCUGGUCUAGCAUGCUGAACCGAGAUGUGGAAAGGUUUGGGAUGUUCAACGCGCGUCACGGUUGCACACAAAAAAUCAACGAAGCGACGGUUUUUCUACCACGAGUUCCCGACGAACAUGCAGCCGGAAUCAUGAUAUCAAAUGUAAAAAUGUCUGGGUCUGGAAGGAUGCAAACUUGUGAUGCGUGUUGCGGAUCAUACAAAAAUCUGUGUUGCAUGACUGGCAAAAGGUCCCCACUUCUAGCCAUGCCGAGGGGGCAUUUCUCAUGCAGAAAAGGCAUCACCAAGGGGCUGCAGAACCUGUGACGCUAGGCCCUGCAUUCGAGACUUGGCGGAGCUUGGAAAAACUGCAUGACAAAUCUCAGAAUCUUCCAGACCCAGACAUUUUUACAUUUGAUACAUGAUGAAAAAGGACGAUUUUUCAUUUACAGCGGGACACGAAGAAGUUGAUCUUGAUGCACAGGAGCGACGACAGACACAGCAGGAGAGCAAAGAACCCUCCUCUGACCCCCGCGCGACGGCAAAAAUGCGUGAAGAUCUACAGCCCGAAAAAAAUUUCAUAGACGCCAGCGCGACUUCGACUUCCACUUCAUCUAGG